AGAAGAGAAUGAGUGGCUAGCAGUGGUGCAAGCUUCCCCCAAGCAACAAGCAGCCUCCAUUGCACUCUCAGUCUUUCUUCUCUUUACCUUUCUCCCACCUUCCUUUUCCUCCUGCUUCUCCUUAUUUCCCUUCUCCAGUCCAACAGUCCCUUAAUGGCUUUGUCAUUGAAUUCCUUUCUCCCUCACACUCACCACUCUUCUCUCUUAAAGCCCCUGUCCUCUUCAAAACCCACACCAAUCUUUCUCUCAAAAUACCCACUUUUUAGCUUUAACCAUGUGCUCCCUAAAAGCAAUUACACAAGAUGCCAUGCGGUGACAGAUAUAGGGAAUUUUGCUUCUUCUUCACCUUCACUUGAUCAAGAAGGGGAGGAUCAUAAGGUUCUUUUAGGUCCUUCUACUGAGCAGGAAAGGAAGGGGGAAAGGGUUGUGGCUGACUAUGAUUGGACUGAGGAAUGGUACCCACUCUACCUCACCAAGGAUUUACCAGAUGAUGCUCCUCUUGGUCUCACAAUCUUUGAUCAGCAGGUUGUGUUGUAUAAAGAUGGCAAUGGUGUGCUUCACUGUUAUCAAGAUCGAUGCCCUCACAGGUUAGCCAAACUAUCCGAAGGUCAGUUGGUAGAUGGAAGGCUUGAAUGUCUUUACCAUGGGUGGCAAUUCGAUGGCGAGGGGAAGUGUGUUAGGAUACCUCAGCUUCCAGCUGAUGCCAAAAUUCCUCGAACAGCUUGUACUAAAACAUAUGAGGUGAGGGAGUCCCAGGGAGUUGUAUGGGUGUGGAUGUCACAGAGGACACCACCAAAUCAUAAUAAACUACCUUGGUUUGAGAACUUUGCAAGGCCUGGGUUUCAAGAUACCUCAACCACUCAUGAGCUUCCAUAUGAUCAUUCCAUUCUCCUUGAGAACCUCAUGGAUCCAGCGCAUAUCCCAAUCUCACACGAUAGGACUGACUGGACUGCCAAAAGGGAAGAUGCACAGCCUCUUUUGUUUGAGGUGACAGAAAGAACAGAUCGGGGAUUUGCAGGCUGGUGGGGUAGAGAGAAAGAUGGAUCCAUGCCAAACUUCUUACGCUUUGAAGCACCAUGUGUUCUUCAGAAUAACAGGGAGAUCAUUGACAAAAAUGGAGAGAAACACUAUUUCACAGGUCUCUUCCUCUGUAGGCCAACUGGACAAGGAAAAUCUAUGCUCAUUGUGAGAUUUGGAGGAACACUAAGAUCCCCCUUAGUGAAGUUCUUCCCCGAAUGGUAUUUCCAUCAGAAUGCAAGCAAGGUUUUUGAGCAAGAUAUGGGAUUCCUUUCAUCCCAGAAUGAGGUUUUAGUGAAGGAAAAGGUUCCAACAAAAGAGUUGUACCUUAAUCUGAGGUCCUCAGACACUUGGGUUGCUGAGUACAGGAAGUGGAUGGACAAAGUUGGACAUGGAAUGCCUUAUCAUUUUGGGCACAGCACCAUUUCUCUGCCUAAACUACCUGCUGUGGUAGAACAUGCACCAGCUGGACUUGUUGCAGGGGUUUCAGCAUCAUUCCCAGCCAAAGGAGGGAUUGGAAUGAUGCAUGCUCCAAAUUUGGCUAACCGAUAUUAUCGCCAUGUAAUCCAUUGCAAAGGUUGCAGCAGUGUCGUCAAAAGUUUCCGUGCAUGGAAAAAUGCCCUCAGUGCAAUUGCCCUUGUGUUGACUGCCUUGGCUAUCUUAGCAUCUGGAAGACAGUGGAAGACCUUUCUAUUGGCAUCAGCAACCUUGUGCUUGGCUGGGGUCUAUGCAUGCUCGACUGCGAUUGCAAUAAACACAACAAACUUCAUACGAACACACCGAAGAUUAUGAACUUGUAAGUUAUACCUCAUUUCCUCUUGUUUCAAAUUGUCAAGAACUCGAAUUCCAUGGCAGAUGUAGUGUAUUUUAAACAUCAAGGUUCUUAUAAUGCAAAAACCAAGUAUCACCUUAUUUUUACCUUCCAAAUGUGAUUAUUAGGAUGAUAUGGAUAUCCUCGUGGCAUUUUUUGCUUCAA
This is a messenger RNA of Rubroshorea leprosula, 1993 nucleotides long. NCBI's taxonomy places the organism in Eukaryota, Viridiplantae, Streptophyta, Magnoliopsida, Malvales, Dipterocarpaceae. The record is from the annotation of a GenBank genome assembly.